Molecule: messenger RNA, 702 nt
Organism: Geodia barretti
Lineage: Eukaryota; Metazoa; Porifera; Demospongiae; Tetractinellida; Geodiidae
Source: the annotation of a GenBank genome assembly
AUGGGCACUUGGGAGCAACUCUACAAGACACCGCAGCACCCCUAUACCGUGAAACUUCUCGAAUCGACACCCCUCGCGGAUAAACGGGGAACGCAAUUACAUACAAUCGCCGGUAGAGUCCCGAAAGCCACUGCGUAUAACGACGGCUGCCGAUUCGCCGAUCGCUGUCCUAAAGUUAUGGACGGGUGCGAAACCAUUCCGCCAAUAUUGCAUGUCGUUAACGGUAGCGAACAUAAUGUCGCCUGCCACCUCUACAACCCUGAACCGCCGUUUAACGCUGUAAGUACUGGUGCCUCAAAACUGGAACUCGAAACGGAUACGGAUAAAAUAGAGGAUGCUCCGACGCGGACAGCAGAAGCACAACCGCAACUUCAGGUGAAAAACCUCUGUGUCCACUAUCCUAUCCAGAAGGGUAUCUUCAAACGGACGGUCGGCUAUGUCUAUGCUGUUGAUGAUGUUACGCUUGAUAUUCGCGCGGUAAGACGCUUGCACUCGUCGAGAAUCCCGGGUCCGGCAAAACCUCUUUCGGCAAAGCCAUCCUCCGUAUUGGCGUACCGGUCAAAGGUGAUCUUGAUCUAUGACGCGUUAACACAGCGCGACUAUCACACAGCCUUGCGUCACAUAUACACCCGAUAUACGGAAACAGAUGCAGAUUAUCUUUCCAGGCCCGUACGCGUCCUGAAUCCCACGGAUGAACCAUAG